CGCGUACGCUUGUAACAAGACGUCCCAACCUUAGUGGAAGCAACACGUUGAUGCCGCAAAAGAAAGUCAAGCGAAGACUUCAAAUUCCAGAAUUUUCUCUGCCAUGGGGAAAUCACCGCAGUGACGUAAUCAUCAAGCGCCGCUCGGAGUCAACAAAGCAAGCUCAGGAAGCAACGCACAGACCAAUUCUGCUGCCUCACCUUCAGCCAGUUGUUCUCGGUCGUGGGCCAGAAACCACUAUUAAAGACAAAAAAUGCUCCAGGGAACAAGUUGAGUUGAAAGCAGACUGCAGCAAAGGUUUUGUCAAAGUUAAACAGCUUGGUGGAAACCCCACCUCCAUAGACUCUGUGGUGGUAGGUCAGGGAAAGGAGGUCAAAAUGAAGCCUGGCCAGUUGCUCCGCAUCGUCAGUGAGCUGUACCCAUACACUGUACAGUUCAAAGAUCAUCCCGAAAGUGGCUCCAGUAGUUGUAAGAGACCGCGUGAUGUGUCUUCAAAGGAUAAAUGCCUUCCAGAGGCUCCCAGUGUAAAAGCAACCAAAAAGACAGAACAAUUGCCUGAUUCUGUCAGAGCAGGAGAGUCAAAGGUGAUCACAGAAAGUAUUGGACAUUGGAGCCAAGGGCUGAAGGCUUCAAUGCAAGACCCCAAUAUGCAGGUGUAUAAGGAUGAUAAAGUAGUCAUAAUCAAGGACAAAUACCCUAAGGCACGUUACCAUUGGCUUGUCCUUCCAUGGAUAUCAAUUCCCAGCCUGAAGGCCCUGCGUGAUGAGCACUGCAGCCUGCUCAAGCACAUGCAGCAUGUAGCUGACCAGAUGGUUCAUCAGUGCCCACAAGCAAGCACCUUGGACUUUCGCACUGGGUACCAUGCCAUCCCCAGUAUGAGUCAUGUGCACCUUCACGUCAUCAGCCAAGACUUUGAUUCUCCUUGCUUGAAGAACAAAAAGCACUGGAACUCGUUCACCACAGACUAUUUUAUCAAGUCUCAAGAUGUCAUCCAUAUGCUUGAAACUGAUGGAAAGGUAACAGUCAAAGAAGGCACCAGCGAGUUGUUGAAGCAACCUCUGCGUUGCCACUUGUGUCAUAAAGAACUUUCCACCAUACCAGCACUGAAACAACACCUGAAGUCCCAUUUCCCAGCUGAGAGUAUGACCUCAAAUGCAACAUAGUACCUCAUAUGUUCAUAGCUUCAAUAUGAGACCCCUGCGAUUGGCGGGCGUCCAGUCCAGGGUGUACCCCGCCUCUCGACCACAGUCAACUGGAAUGGGCUCCAGCUCACCAGUGACUAGUGAGGAUAAACGGUAUAGAAAAUGGAUGGAUGGAAUAUAAGUCUUCUUGUUCUGGACAUAUUUAUUCAAGGAUGAUGGCACAACAGUUCACAUACAGUACUUCUUUUUCACACAUUUCAAUGCUUUUUAAUUGUUUUGUAAAAUUCAGUUAAUUGUGAUUAUGCCACGGAUUUCUGGUUUUUAAGGAUUACGUAAACUCUGUUUCAACGCGUCUGUCUUAUCCCCAUGCAAAAUGACUGCAUUCUUCAAAGGUUACUGAACAUACCAAAUCAUUCGCUGAAUGACGCGAGUAGUAGUGUUCAAGCAAAUUGAGCCGCGAGUUCAGUACGAGUUCAAUGUGGACCGAUAGACUCAUGCUUAGCUUAGCUCAUGUUAAUUCAUGCUCACUCGUUGGUCAAAACUACAAGACCAUCUUCACAACUUGGAGCAGCCUCCUGGAAACACUCACGUUGUGCAUGCCGAAACAUUUUUUUUGUUAUUUUUAUUGAUCAACAAGGAUGGUGGAGCUAAUCAUUACUUAUUCCUUUUUUUUGAAACUUUUCUUUCCAUUUUAGGGGGGUUUUGGGCUAUAGUCUUAAACUUUUGAUCAGCUGAAGAACACCCUAUUUCAGCUUAUAUGUAAUAAAUUGCUUUAUCAUUCCA
Messenger RNA from Phyllopteryx taeniolatus (common seadragon), 1925 nucleotides. RefSeq names its product aprataxin (gene aptx). Gene Ontology annotation, cellular component: nucleus. Gene Ontology annotation, molecular function: mismatched DNA binding; single-strand break-containing DNA binding; double-stranded RNA binding. Lineage: Eukaryota; Metazoa; Chordata; Actinopteri; Syngnathiformes; Syngnathidae. The record is from RefSeq and is a predicted model, not a curated record. The transcript has 8 exons. Gene Ontology annotation, biological process: single strand break repair; double-strand break repair. The coding region runs from base 51 to 1163 and encodes 370 amino acids.